Messenger RNA from Colletotrichum navitas, 1383 nucleotides. RefSeq names its product saccharopine dehydrogenase. Gene Ontology annotation, molecular function: saccharopine dehydrogenase activity. Bases 1 to 1383 code for a protein of 460 amino acids. NCBI's taxonomy places the organism in Eukaryota, Fungi, Ascomycota, Sordariomycetes, Glomerellales, Glomerellaceae. Gene Ontology annotation, cellular component: cytoplasm. The record is from RefSeq and is a predicted model, not a curated record. The transcript has 6 exons.
AUGUCUGACAAGAAGAUUCUCGUCCUCGGCAGUGGCUUGGUGGCAAAGCCAUGCGUCGACUACCUCCUACGGAACGAGAGAAACAAGUUGACGAUUGGUCCGCAUUCCUUGUUCCGGCAAAUCUCUUACCUAGCACAGCUGACAACCCACCCGUCCGCUGCGCAGGCGUUGGCGUCAAACCACAUACGAGCCACGGCCAUUGCUCUCGACGUCGCCUCCCCUGAGCUGGACGCACAUGUAGCCGCCCACGACUUAGUUAUCUCUCUUGUUCCCUUCGUUCACCAUCCGACAGUAAUAAAUGCCGGGAUAAGGGGAAAGACGCACGUCGUGACUACAAGCUACGUGUCUCCAGGCAUCAGGGAGUUGGAGGAAGAAGCCAAAGCGGCGGGGAUUACGGUUCUGAACGAAGUGGGCGUUGAUCCCGGCGUGGAUCACUUGUACGCCAUCAAAACUAUUGGCGAAGUGCACCGCAAGGGCGGGAAGAUCAAGGAGUUCCAUUCUUACUGCGGCGGCCUGCCGUUCCCAGAAUGCGCCGACAACCCCCUACGCUUCAAGUUCUCCUGGUCGCCGCGCGGCGCUCUCCUCUCUCAGUUCAACUCGGCCUCGUACCUCCAAGAUGGGAAGGUGGUUGACAUCUCCGACCGAGACCUCAUGGCCCGGGCCGGCCCGUGCCACGUUGCCGACGGAUACUCCUUCGUGGCGUACCCGAACCGAAACUCGGUCCCAUUUCGGGAGUUUUACAACAUUCCCGAAGCAGAGACCGUUGUUCGCGGGUCGCUGCGAUACGAGGGGAACCCGUCCUUCGUGGCGGCGCUAAUCAAGCUAGGGUGGCUGGAUACACAGUCGAGGGAGUGGUUGGAGAAGGAGAACAGUGAUCUGACGCUGAGAGAAGUGUUUGGACGCAUAAUCGGCGCACAUGGGUCCCUCAUCGCACGCAUCGACGAGUUGUGCAGCUUCCCAGACGGCGCGGAGAGAGGCAGGAUCAUUUCUGGGCUGCGGUGGAUUGGUCUGUUCUCCAAAAGCCCGGCUACCCUUCGCGGGAAUCCCCUUGACACGCUCUGCGUCGAGCUCGAGCGGCUCUUGAGCUUCCAGCCUGGCGAGAGGGACUUGGUCAUGCUGCAGCACAAGUUCGUCAUCCAGUGGGAAGACGGCAGAAAGGAGACAAGAACCUCUACCCUGGAGCUUCUGGGAGAUCCCGACGGCCACUCUGCCAUGGCGAAGUCAGUGGGCGUUACCUGUGGCAUCGCUACCCAGUUGCUGCUUGAUGGUGAGCCGGCUCUUGAUGUACCUGGAGUGUUGGUGCCUUAUACAGAGGAUAUCUGCAACCCAAUCCGCAACAAGCUUGAGGACGAGGGUAUCAAGUUGGUCGAGAAGACUCUUUAG